Rhineura floridana is the source of this 936-nucleotide messenger RNA. Its product is annotated as olfactory receptor 13G1-like. Gene Ontology annotation, cellular component: membrane. The record is from RefSeq and is a predicted model, not a curated record. Gene Ontology annotation, molecular function: olfactory receptor activity; G protein-coupled receptor activity. The transcript has a single exon. NCBI's taxonomy places the organism in Eukaryota, Metazoa, Chordata, Lepidosauria, Squamata, Rhineuridae. The coding region runs from base 1 to 936 and encodes 311 amino acids. Gene Ontology annotation, biological process: G protein-coupled receptor signaling pathway.
AUGAAGAACCAAUCUACCAUUACAGAGUUCAUCUUGGUGGGUCUUUCCAGCUUCCCUGAACAUCAGAUGUUCAUCUUUUGGGCAUUCUUCUUCUUUUAUGCAGCAGCAUUGGUAGGCAAUGCCCUAAUCAUCCUUGCCAUCUGCACUUGUAGUAAACUCCACAUGCCAAUGUACUUCCUGCUCAUCAAUUUGUCUAUCAUAAAUGUGUGUUCUAUUUCUGUUACAGUUCCCAAAAUGCUGCAAACUAUUUUGGCAAUGAGAAAGACCAUUACAUUUCCUGGUUGCAUUACACAGGUUUAUCUCUUCACCUUGGCUCUAGGGACUGAACUCUUACUCCUUGCAUUCAUGGCUUUCGAUCGCUAUGCUGCUAUCUGCCACCCUUUCCAGUACUCAGUCAUCAUGAGGAAAGAGGUUUGCAUUGGGGUGAUGGCUGGACUGUGGCUCAUAGGCAUGGUCAAUUCUACAGUUCACACAGGACUUGUAGUGCAGCUUUCUUUCUGUAAUUCCAAUGUCAUCAACCAUUUCUUCUGUGAGCUGCCACCCAUGUUCAAGAUCUCCUGCUCAGAUACAAGUCUGAAUGAAAUCAUGGUUUUUGCAGCUUCUGUGAUCAUUGCCAUAGGUAGUUGUGCAUUAACAUUAACAUCCUAUUGGUUUAUCUUGAGAACCAUAAUCAGAAUCCGCUCCACGGAAGGGAAAAAAAAAGCCUUCUCUACAUGCUCAUCCCAUCUCUUAGUUGUGAGCUUUUACUAUUCUACAAUUAUCUAUACUUUCCUUCGGCCUGCCUCAGCCUAUUCCUUAGAGGAAGACAAGGUUAUUGCUAUCCUUUACUCAGUAGUAACCCCAGUCUUCAACCCGCUGAUAUACUCUCUGAGAAACACUGAUGUUAAAGAGGCUCUCGCAAAGGUAAUAGGCAGAAGGUUCUUCCAGAGAGACUAG